Molecule: messenger RNA, 1042 nt
Organism: Oryza sativa Japonica Group (Japanese rice)
Lineage: Eukaryota; Viridiplantae; Streptophyta; Magnoliopsida; Poales; Poaceae
Source: RefSeq, a predicted model, not a curated record
ACAUUCUUCCUCCUCCGCGUUUGCUCCAAUCUCUUUCUCUCUCCUCCUCCUCCACCUGAAUCUCCCUCUCUCUCCUCCAAGAACAGGGGCGGCGAAGCAGCUAAGCCGGAUUUCGUGGUUGGUGGCCUCUCCCCUUCCACCACCAGGCUCGCCCCGCCGCUGCCGCGAGGUGCCCGGCCGCCUGUUUCUUCUCUCCGGUGCAUUUCGAUCUGAUUCCCCCGUCCGAUUUCGUGUCCGUCCUGCUUCACACCCGGAUGGUUCGAAUCGAUUCUUAAGGAGUGCUAUAGGUUUAUCGAGAACCUCAUAAAUCAGCUGUAUUUUGUUCAGAAACAAAUGAAUCGUGGCGAAUGAAGAGUUUAGCGAUGUGCCUUAGUUGAAUGGUUCCAUUGCCACCCUGUUUGGCUGAUUUUGUUCAGACGAACUCAUCUUCAAGCUUAUAUGGGUACAGUUGCUGCAUAGGUAAUUUGAGCAAGUCCCAGCCACUUCCAGAUUAUAAACCAAAAACAUCUGUAAGAAAGAAGCCUCGCCAUUUAUCUAUUGGAAAAAGAAGGCAAUGCUCAUCAGGCCUAGAAGCAAUGGAGAACAAUGUUAGUGUAUCCGUGUCCCUUGAGGGGAAUAUAUCAUCACUUCCCAACUCUAUCAUCAAUGAUUCUAAUGGGAAAGAUACCUCAUUCAUCAACCAUGCGGCUAUAGCAUGGGCCGAGAUGAGAAGGCAAUGGACCGGAGACCAGGAGAAAGUUCCUAAAGAGGCAUCACAAGAGCCAAUAAUAAGCUGGUGCACAACAUAUGAUGAUCUGUUGUCGACAAGUGAGCGUUUUCCGCAGCCAAUCCCGUUAUCUGAGAUGGUUGAUUUUUUGGUUGACAUAUGGCAUGAAGAAGGGCUCUAUGAUUAGUUGGGUUUGACUGUUUCUAAUAGUUAUCCUGAAAAAAAAAAAGAAAAGAAACUACAAAUUAGUAAGCAGGAUUAAUCUCAAAUUGGGUAUUGGAAAAGAAAACUGUAAUUGUAAAAGCUACAAAAUGGUGUUGAUAUGAUUUUGUGCUA